This is a messenger RNA of Porites evermanni, 21208 nucleotides long. The record is from the annotation of a GenBank genome assembly. NCBI's taxonomy places the organism in Eukaryota, Metazoa, Cnidaria, Anthozoa, Scleractinia, Poritidae.
AUGAAAGCCAAUGGUGGUUUUAACGCUUCUGGCAAAGACAGAAAACGGAAACUUUUAAAUGAACAUAGCGACGAGCAAGAUAGGUAAGUUUAAGCGCUAAUUCCGUUUUCCUCAAACUAUAAAUAACGUUAAGGUGUCACUUCAGUAAUUUAAGUUCACACUGCUUUCUCAAGCACGCAAUUAUAGUAUUCAUUAUUCAAGAAGCGUUUAAGGUCGUGCUAGACCAGUUUAAAUCCAGCAAGCACUUCCUAAAGUCCUUGGAACUUUUCAAUGGAACGGCAGCGCGCUAUCGAACUCCUGCUAUAUUUCCUGCGUACGUGUAUUUAUAGAUGUCCGCCCGAGAAUAUGAACUUUCCUGAAUAUGAGAACUUUCUGCUAGGGCUAGUCGUCAUUUCUGGCAGCUGACGAAGUUGUUCGUAUUUUAGUCGGGCAAACGUUGAAUGGUGGAAGUUUCUUUUGGCUGUCAAAUAUUUAAUACGCUCUGGUGAUUUGUUUUGUGUGAUUGAGUAGAAAUGCGCGAUCUCCUUACUUUUUUAGGUGUAGCGUGCAUUGUGAAGACGAACUUCACUAUGUAUAAUUUAUAGGCUAGGUAAACUAUUAUGCCCUUUGUUAAAGGGUGACUAACUUGUAUAUUGUAAUCUUUCGGUGAAAAGUGUUAGCGAAAAAGGUAAAGAAUUAGGUGUAAAAAAGCCAAUUUACUUGUGUCUGACUGUGGGUUUGUUUUACGACUGUUAUCUGUUGCACGCACGAUUUGUGUCUUGCUUUCGCGUAAAUGGGCAUAGAAAAUUAAUGAUAACACUAACUUCAUCAUUUCUGAAUUUUCAUUGAUCUUUCCUAGCUUUUUUGAAAGGUUCCAUAGGUAGUACGUGUGACCGCAUUUACACUAAUGUUUCCUCUAAGAAUUAACACCUCCCUGGCGGCAAAAUUUUGAUCAAUAUAGAUUUCAGCUGAAAUGUUUUUGUCCAUUUUUCCGUCUAGUUUUCGUGAUGUGCUUUUUAGGAUGUUCGGGUGUAAAUUGGACUCUUUUCUGUCUUCUUUGUAAAAUUAUUUUUCUUUUGAGGAUUUUAAUCGUUAUUCACUGCUACAAUGAAUAGGAUUAAUUUGGGGUUUGGGCGUUCGUUCAUCCCCUGUCCUGUCGUUUAUUUCAAGUAAUUUGGUUCAGUAGAGUACAUUUAGGUGAUUCUGUUAGGUUUCAGUUAAGUAGAAUAAUAUUAUUUUUUGGUCUUAAAACUUAUUUGGAUUGUGAGAUUCAUAGCAUGUACAAAUAGUCCUCAACAAAGUAGGUGUCAGAUUUAAAUUUUUCCAUUUAAACUGGGGAGGUGCAAAGCGUCUUAGUUUGAAAGAAUAACAAUGCUCAUUUAGCCCUUCUAAUGUCUCAAAGUUUGUAGUGCCUUGAAAGCCUCUGGGUGCAUUCAACCAGACGAAUAGAAAAGGUUGUUGACACAUAAAUAACUGAUGAGUGAUCAUUGCACUGUACAUUUAAGUAACCGAAUAAGAUGCUUGAUUCUGAAACAUGUAUGAUCAGUGUAGUGGAAAGCUUGUGUGUUUGAAAUUUGAGCUGUUCCUUGGUCAUGAUGUCUUCAAAUCUGGGAACAAUUCCCUGAUAAUCUUUCUAACUAUGUGGAUGUAUUAAGUUUCUAAUUAGAUUUAUGCAAAGCAAGAAUUCUUCUGACCAAAAAUACAGCUGUGCCAUGAAAAGAUCCUGGAGAAAAGUGUCAGGUCUUUAAAUGAUUUUUUCAGUUUUUUGCAUCCACUGCUUCCAUUAGUGACAUUCCUAUUAUAUGCAGGAUUUUCAACUUUAUCAGUAUUUCAUGUCUCCUCCCAUUUAGUGUUUAGACUAUUAAUGGAAUAAAAUCAUUAGACAGAGAACCAAACAAAUGGUCAGUAAGAAGAUACAAAAGAGAUUUAUAAUUUGUAUAAAAGGGUGAGGGAUUAGUUUUUAGGAAAAAGGGGUAUUGGUGCGGCAGAAAAGUGGAACAUGUGACUGAACCACAUGUCCUAUAGAAAUUAUGGAUUUUACAUUUGGGUCAGUAACCACAAUAGUUAUGUCACCAUUCUAAUGAAAGCUGUUCAUAUCUGUGGGAAUUAAUGCUCCUGUUAUUGAAAGUUGCCGGAAAUGAUUUGACUCAGUUUAGACUAACUUGAGGGAUAAGUUCACGUGUGUAACCAAGAGUAAGUUUGACAGUGAUCCAACUGUGGGAAAUUAAUGCAGCAAGCAGCACUAGUAAAACAUGAUUUGUAUUACCAACAGAAAACAACGGUAACACUUAAAAGGCAAAGGUCUGGUUGAAGAGAAAGAGAUGUUGGACAGACCUAUUGUAGAUCAGAAACGACCAGGGCUGUCUUUCCAAAAUGUGCAUAAUACCACGCCCUUGAUGAAACUGUCGGCUUUACUGAAGUUGCACAUAGAUUUCAGCUACCAUCCUUCUGACCAUUGGACUGCAAGCCCUCCUAAUUUCAUUUUAAUAAUUUGCAUGAAACCUGUUAUCUUGAUUAUGUCAUGAUAUUAUCAGGAGAAAUUUGCCCUUGGUCACUCUUGUGACUUAGGGGUUAAAUCUUCACAGUGAUCUGAUUUCUGCCUUCAAGCUGGUAUUACCCAAAAUACCUGUUUUUAUACAUGGCUAAUUAAAGUGAUCGCUCCUAAUGUGCCUGGAAAGUUCCUAUUAUUUAUGUUGUUUUGAUAAUAUCUAUUCUUUGCCCUGUUAGUCUGUGUGGUUUAUAUUUUGAUAACUUCAUGAACUUGUUGAUCUUGAUAUCUAUUGGCUGGCCUCCCAAUGGACAGGAGCAACUUGCAACACAGACUUGGAUUAUGGAUCAUUCAAUUACCUCUGUAGCCUUAUUUGCUUUGUCUAUAUUUUGACAACUUAUUGAAUGUGGAACAAUCUUGAUGGAUUUGCAUGUAACCCUUGCUUCAAAGGAGUGUAUCUGUUACCUGAUAUUGAUGUUUUACUCUCUUUUCCAGAAUAUUUUUAGUAAAUGACUUGUCUGUUUUUUGACAAUUUUGUAUGUGACCAUCUUAAUUAUUGUUUGCUUGGGUGAGGGAGCAAGUGCCCGUAUUUCUGUAACUUACAAGUUACAAUUAAGGGAAUAUUAAUUACCGGCUCCCAAACCGUACGUUUAGUUCAAUUCUUCUGCACUGUUAUUUUUGGAUUAGACAGGAGAGGUAAUUCAGAGCAUAUGACCAUAACAGAGUUUGAAAGGUGAUAGAUACUUCUUAGAUACUGUGUGUAAUAUAUCAAACAUGAGAGCAGUGCAGGGGAUUGUUUUUGACAAACUUCAAGGUGAUUGAUAUUUUGAUGAAAAAGUGUGUAAAAAGGUUUGAUAUUACUUUACUCAAACAAAGUGAUUUUAAAAGGAGAAAUUAAGGAUGCAAAUAAGGGUUUUUUUUUCACAAAACAUUAAUUUCCUCUGUAUUUUAUUAUUAAAAAUGAGUUUCAGAAAAAAAUAUCAAAUAGAUUAUUAUUUUUACUCUACUGUGAUUAAUUUUUAUUGAGGGUGGAAAGAAGUUUGUUUAUUGAAGCUGUGUAUUAAGCUAUUAUACCAGACUGUGAUUUUGGUACAAACUGCCUUAGGGUGAGUCAAAUUCCCUGUUUGAUCUUCGCACAUUUCCUUUACAAAUUAAUUGAGGGAAUAUUUGAUAAAAGAUUAAAGUAUUGUCUCUUUGGUGACCAUUUUAUUAGUAUUUUUGAUUGUCAUAACCAUUACCAUAUGAUGGUGAAUAUAUUAUUCGGAGAAAUUGUUGUUGGUUACUCUUGGAAAUGAUAGAAAUAACACUUGGAAAUUUUGGGCUGACAUUUUCGAGUCUGACAGUGUUACAAAUUUCCAAAAAGCAGUUAUAUAUGGUUCUCUUACACAAAGAAAAAUAGAAUUGUGCCUUUCUUGUGUUGUUCAAAUGCGAUCUAAACUUGUAGAUCAGUAAGGUAUUUUCAUAAUGUUCUAGUGUAGUGUACAGCCUUGGUUUUAUUUUUUUGUAUUUUCCCAAAAAAGAAGCAGGAGUCAACUUCCUCAUAGCCAGAGGAAAUCCCCAAUCCCUGGCUCUUAAUGACAACCCUAAUUAUAAUUAUAUAAAAACUUGGAAAAUUACAUGAUACUAGACCUUUUUAAAAUUUCUUUGAUUAACUUUUUACAGGACGAAACCGCCUCAGAGCGCAUCUCGCCGCCACAGAGAAAAGAUAAAUGCUACGUUGGAAGAACUUGGGGAUCUUCUCCCUCUUCCAGAAGAAGCUAGAUCAAAGUUAGAUAAGCUCACAGUUUUGAAGUUAUCUGUGAGCUUUUUCCAAACUCAAAAUUAUCUCCAGUCUGGUAAGUGUCACUGAGCUGUUAACAGUUCUGGUUUGAACAUUCCGCACUGUAUUUCCUUGAAUAAGAGCCAUCCCUUGCCUCCCUCAAAUAAUUGCCCCCCUUUCACCUAAAUAUUUAAAAUAAGCUCCUCCCUUGAAUAAUUGCCCCCACCCAUUUACCAUCUUCUCUUUCUUUUCCCUGUCAAGUUAAAAAUUGACAAAACAAGUUUUCAUUUAAUUGUUUACAACUGAUCGAAUAGCUACAAAAGCACAGGAACCAAAUUUGGAACACUUGAAUUAGCCCAUGUUCAUUUUAUUUGAUGUGAUUAUUUUUUUAUUUAAUGGGAUAAUUAAUCAAAAUAUUUAGGGCACGACUUCCAUUGGGCAAUAUUUAAAGUAAUUGCUUCCCUCGAAUAUUCGCCCCCUUUUGGUGAAAAAAAAAAUAUAUAUAUCAUCCCCAAUUAUUAUUCAAAGAAAUACAGUACUAUUGUCAGGGCAUCUGACAGGAUGCGGUGGUGCGGAUCUGCAUCUCCCACUAUUCGGAUCAUUUUCCCUAUAAAAUUGAAAACAUAAGCGCUUGAUAAGUGAAUGUGACUACUGCUGAAGAGCAAAAUGAAAAUGGUAGAAUGUUGUUACAUAUGCCAUAUCUUAAUAUGUGGAUAUUUGUACAGCCCCAUACAUUAAUUUAUUAUGCAUCGUUCAGCACAGUUGAAUGCUUUAAAAUACAUUGCAGCGUUUCUCAGUGAUUGCUGAUGCAUUUACAACGUGAAUGUGUGCAACUUUGUCAAACGAUGAAGAAUGAUUUUCCAACGUUGUUCAAUGCCCUUUUUUUGUGUGACGAUAGAAAUGAUCAUCACUCCAACGUGUCGUUUUUACAAUGCACUGAGCACCUCCCCUUUCUCUGCAAAACAUAAAUUAGACAUCAACUUCCUCAUCGAUCAAACGAGCGCCUAGUUCGGAUGGCCCGAAAUCAACAGCAUAGUUGUUUCAGCAUUUGGAAACAUUAUAAAUAAAGCCUUUAAAAGCAAUGUUGGAAAAAAAAAUACUUUGAACGAAAAAAAAAAGCAGCCUUGUAUUGGAUUAUAUAUUUUCACGGUUCAAUACUAUCAUGUUAUUUGCUAGUCCCAGUAAAAUAAAUGUCUGGCAGAAAACCGACAUGCUAUUCAGUUUUUUCUUGUUCGGUUGAAGAAGAUUUUCCUUAGACUUUUUAUCUUUCGUGACACUGCGUGUGUAAAGACUCACAAUACCUAAGAGAUGACUGCCAUGAACAUCAGAACCUUAAUCGCGCCUGGAAGUUGAUUAAUUGUAAUAACAGAAACAACAUUGAAAUAUAAUUUUUAAAGAACAAAAACUCGAAAAAUAUUCUGUUUCCUUUCCUUCUGUGUUGCGAAUUGCUUGUCAUUGCCCUAGUUGCUUUUAAAAUAUGAACAUCCUCGGUGAAGCCUGAUCCUAUGAACUACUUCGUUGCCUAGCACGUGACUGAAAGUCUACUACAAAAUUUCAUUACACAAUGUUUUCACAGGAGUUGAUUUGCAGCAGAGAAAUCUGUUAUACAAAUAUCGUGGUUUUGAAGAUGAGAAGUGAAGAUAUACUUCUUCAGCAAUGAUGUAUUUCACUGUGUUUUAAUUCAGUUACACAUCAACAUUUCUUUUAAACUUGAAUAUGCGUAACUUGUCUCACAAGCUAUCAAAACAGAGCAUGAGUUUCGUUUGUCGUUGAUGAUUAUCGACUAAUCUGAUGAUGACUAUGAUUAUCAUCGUCGCAACGAAUGAUUCAGAAAAUUGGUUAUCUUUGUAUGCUGACUGGCUCCAAAGUAUAUUCUAUUGUAACUUAGUUACUUUCAGAAAACCUUUUUGAUAGCAAUAGUGACUCCUGUGCAUGUGCAGUAGUCACAACAAUUGCCCAUCACAAGCGAUAAUUAUUGAGGACAUUGCCUGCUUUGUUGACUGUUUUCGUGCGGAAACUGGAACGCCUUUUCUUGUUUUCCUUGCUUACACGUAUAUAAAGCAUCACUUGUCCUUUAUAUCAUGGGUAAAUGCGUCAUAAAAGGAAAGAAUAUUAAGAAGGAUCCUCAUUUGACUGUUAACAUGACUACGAAGAUAAGAGUGAGCCAUGACCUGGAUACCAUGCAUUUUAAGGAAAUUACAAUCUGCACAAAUAUUGUACCAUAUGAAAGAACAACUUUAACUGUUUGCUGUUUUAAAAACUCCUCAUGCUGUUGUUUAACAUAUUACAGCUAGUUAAGCCUGUAUUGAAGUAUUUCACUUGUUAUUCAUAAGUGAGAGCCUCAACCAGUAUUGUAUAAACCAAGUAUCUUGAAUUGAAUCGAGACGUUCUGAAAAAAAGUGUGUUCUUGUGGAGACGGUGGCUGUUUGUGAAAUAAAAAUCGUUUCAGAGGAGACAAUUAACAUUCUACCGCAUUCUAGUGUUCUUUAUAAGCCACAUAAUUACAUAAAAUACCAUAAUUAUAAACAUUUUGAGAUGCCCAGUGAAUAUAACCACUUUUAUAAUAAAGAAUUGCAACUCUCUGCAUAAUAUGGCCUUAAACUGACGCAUAAUUUUCAAUUUUUUCCGCAUUCUGUCCAAUGCCCUGUAUUGUUAAAGGUAAAGUCCAUUCUCAGUUUAAUGCAGAAUUUUUUCAUUUCGGAAGAAUAAUUAGGGUUAGGAAACAAACUAAAUUCUGAAUUAAACUAGGGUAACUUAGGGAUGGACCAUUAGAAAACUUAUUGGGGGACCGGGCGAUGUACAAAAAAAAAUAUUUGUGCAAGGGGAAAUUAAAUGAAAAAAAAUUCAUGCAGUUACCCUAAAAAAUAUUGAUCAAUGGUCUAAAAAAAAUUCAUACAAGGAAAAUGAUAAAAAAAAUUCACAUGUUUGAAAAAUUCUCCACCACCCAUAACUUUUCUAAUGGUCUGUCCCUUUGAACAGAUUUUACCUAUAACACUGGUGUGUAAUUUCAUACUCUUAAGCUUGAGGCUUGAGUUUUCAUAGGCUUUAUAAAGAACAUAAGAACUAAGUAUUCUUUUAUCUGCUAUAGAAACUUUUAUUAAUUGAGUUAUUGAGGAAUGUUUUUGUUCUUCUUUUCAACAUUAUAAAUGAAUACAUUGGCUUCAUUGAUUUUUUGAAGUCCAUAAUUCAGCUGUUCAUGUAAAAAGAUAUGAAAUAUUAUAUACUACAGGUCAUAUAUAUAUAUAAAUAUAUAUUUAGUUUUCCCUGGUGCACACAGUGAUCAUAAAAUCAUUCAAUUGAUUUAUCAAUUAAUCAGUCAAGAAUACAUUAAAUCUAAAACGUUGGAGUAAAGAAUAUGUCCUUGAAAAAUGAUUAUUUACUUUCUGCAGCAACAAGGCUCUGGAUGGAGAUUAAGAGAUGAAAAAAAUCAAACAAAACAAACAAAAAAGUAGUCUUUUCUAGACAAAAAUACUCAUAGUUUUACAAAGUUGAAUAAUAGAACAGUCUACCAGUUAGUCAAAUUUGUCUUAAUGGAAAUGCAAUGAAACUUGGGCGGUUAUAUAAACACUGCUAUGAAUUUCAUAAUCCUUUUGAAGCUUGUAUUUACUCAGAUUUGUUGAAUUUUGCAGCUGUGUCAAUUAAGAGGAAGCUUCUUCUGCAAAAAGCAAACAAUUAUUUCAAAAUGCAAAGAAACGUUUUCUAUCUUAAUUGGUGCCAUCUGCAUAAGUUCUUUUAGUAGGAAUUUGGGAAGGGGUAUGGUCAGGACCUAAGUUACCAUAAUUUAGGCACACGCUUGUGUAGUUCUUCUGAGAUUUAAGCCUUAAUUUACCAGCCAUAAAAGCCAAAUAUAUCUGAAGUAAACAUUCAGCAUUUGAUAAGGGAAUCUCUACUGUACAACAAAAAGAGAGCUAUGAAAAGAAAUAAAAUUAUGCACCACUUAGAAUACUACAAAUUUUAUGUUUAGCAGCAAGGCUGUGCUCUUAGGAAAAUUGAAGGGAGCCCAGUGCUCUGAACCUCCAGGGUGCCCAGCAUAUGAUUUGUACGAAAAAUCUGAGAUUUUCUAGUCGCCCAAGAGCAAAAGUUUGGCGCCAGGGGCUACCGGGCUCUGCUAGAGCCCAGCCCUGAGCAGGAAGACAAGAUAUUAACUUGAUUCACCAUCAACAACCCAAGAUGUAGUAUUAACAGUCCAGACCUAGUCUUUGUAAAAGUAUAUCUAGUUAUUUUUUUUUCUGUGUGAAUAGGGAAGAGGAGGAAAAGACGUGUGGAUGAUGCUGCUGUGGCCCAGAUGACCAAGAAACUUGCAGCCUGUCACAUCAAUGUCAGUGAUAUUUCCCUAGAGGUAAGAAAUGUACUUUUUUAUAUAUAACUAACCUUCUUGCCUUUCCUUUACUUUUUGGGUGAAAAUAAAUUCACAGAGUUUGUAAUAGCGGGAGUCCAUUUCAGUCAAAUGUUUGCAAUUUAUUUUUGCGAGGGAUUUUGCUGCUGUCCGUAUUAUCAGGGUGUCCGUUAUAAUGGGGUGUCCGCAAGGCGAGAGUUGACUGUAUUUGUCAUUAGAAAGUAUUCUAGAAGGGUACUUUUUCUGUCAAAAAUGGGGUAUAAAAAAGUAAGGGGUUGGAACUUGGGUGGAGCCUCCCCGUAUAAAACUUCAGUGUGUACCCCCCUCCCCCCAGGUCCAAGUGUAGUGGGACAGUUCAUGAUGUAUUAGAUGAGGUAGAAAAUGCUUGUAACUAGUAAGAACCACUCCCUCGUCAACAUGUGUGUUGCAGAAGUCUGGUUUGUCUUGUUGAAAAAAGACUAGUGUGUUCAGCAUUUCUCAGUCCUUCUAGAUGGAAGUCCUUGACCUCACUUGUAUAAUUAUAUCCAACCGACUCGCCUCCCUUCAGUUGGGGUUCUUAACUCCAUUAGGUUCAUUAAGUGUAUCAAUUUCAGGAUUUGCUUGAUAUGCCAUGAAUAUUGCCAAGGGUAAUAAAGGAAACUUAUUUUUAACCCUGUAACAAUGGAUAACUGAAAAGAACUUGUGGCAAAUUCUUAUUGAUUUUAAAUUUUAGCCAGAACACAUUUUUUGAACAUUCUUGGUACAGCUUUUCUGAGAGCUACGUGAUGUUCAAGAAAUCAGUAUUCAUGUCACGUUCAUCAUUUCAAUUUGUUGGCCUGUAUCACAAAACCAUUGAAGUGAGGAAAUGUUUCAAAACAGUUUUAAGUUGUUUAGUGUAUCAACUGGCAUUACUCUUGGAGACAGUAUAAAUCAGCAGUUCCUAACAAAAGUGUUAAUUACCAUUUCCUGAAAAAAUUAGAUUUAAAUGGAGUUUAAGAAAGUUGCUGAUGGUCGGUUAAUUAACACAGAGAUAGGAGAUAAUCUUUCAGCCAUGAAGUAUGUCAAGCUGUUAAGUUGAAUUGUUCUGAUAAUUAAAUUAGUGAUUAUUUGCAUAUCAAAAAGCAGGACGGAAGGGUUCCAAAAUUGAAGUUUAGAGUCAAGUAAACAUUUAUCAAGAGGGAUUUAAUUGCUGAUUCAUCCAUCCAUAAAAGAUAGUUAUUGUUCUUCUUUGUUGUAGUGCUCAGGUUGCUUAGUAUCACAAGUAAUACUACUUCUAAGUUUCUGGGUGUUCACAUUUUAAGAAGGUUACCUAGGUCAAGAGCUAGAUACAAGUGGAUGACAUGUUUUAAAUACAAAUUCAUGAUAUACAGCAGUAACUAAUAAUGUCAUUUUGAAACGUUCAUUGGCAUUCUUAGUUAAUGUUCAGUGCCUGUGUUAAAGAGGAAUUGUGGUGGGUUUUUAUUGCCCCAAAUGUAGUGUUUACAUGUAGCUUUCAGGAGAGAUUGUAUUUCAAGCCAAUAUUUGUUUGGCUUAAUUAUCUCAGAUGUUUACUGUCAGCAUACCUGAAGAUCGGAAACAACUAGUGAAAUCGUUAUUUAAAGAACUUGUUUGUUUUGGGAGUGCUUGUAGAAAUAUGUGGCAGGGUUUAAGAUAAAAGGGGCAUUAAAAUGGGUGGUAACUUUGGUUAUUUUUGGCAAACAGAUAUCUCUACAUACAAAGCUGUAUUAAUUAAUCCUAACCCUUAGGGAAUUGCUACGUGCCUGUCAAUAUGAAUUGAAUGAGUUUGUUUUUGCAGGGUGCAAAGAAAGUCAGUUUUACAGCUUGCCAUUCGGGCAAGCUGUAGCUAGCAUGUACUAGCCCAAAAGUCAUUUCAAUUAGCCCGAAAAAAAUUUGAUGAGCAGGAUUGAUUACAGUUCUUCUGUUAUUUAAAUUUCUAAAAAAAUAUCACUUGCCCGUCGGGCAAGUUAAAAACAGAAUUCACUAGCCCGAUAGCAAAAUCCACUAGCCCCGGGCUAUCGGACACCACUUUCUUUGCACGCUGUUUUGAUUUCUCAUUUUGUUUUUAAUACCAAUAUUUCUUCAAUGAAUUCUAUACAAGUGAAAUAAAUUUAUUGAUUCUGGUAUUUAUCAUGUGUCUAGCAUUUAAGGGGGUUCUAUUUACAGUUUCAGUUCUAGUUUUGAUUUAAUAUUAUUUUUUUUAUUAUUGGUACAAAUUGCAGUUCAAAUUUACUGCCCAUAUUGUAGAAGUCAGAAAUGAAGCAUUUACAAACAAGCAAGUAUAUUUACAGCCUUCAAAAAUACAGAGAAAUAAUAAAAAUGCUACUCAGCUUUUGAAAGAAAAAAGGUUGUAUCAUAGAGUGAAAAAAAAUCGUAGUUGCGGUCAAUCAUGCAUGCUUUUCUUUUAUUUAGGGCUGUAUAAAACUAUGAUGUGGUAAAAGAUCACAUUGUCAUGGACAUUUUAGAAAUUUUAAUUUUUUAUAAAAAAAAGUGUCCUCUGAGAAUUUCAGAUGAUUGAUGUGGUUUUAUGUCACUUUUUCUUUACAAUUAAGAGUUCUCAUUAACAAAUAAAUGCUUUCUUUUUGUUAUUUCUACUGGAGAGUGGUGGUGAUGUAACAAAGUAAGAUAAAUUGCAUUUCUUUUGCAAGCAUUUCACAAAACAAAGGAAUCUGUUGGGUUCAAACAACCGUUCACAACCUUGUGAGUAACUCAAAUUUUGUGAUUAACAGGCCUUGGAUUCCUUUUUCUUGGUGCUCUCAGAUAGUGGGGAUGUUUUCUAUACAUCAGAGAAUGUCUUUAAGUACCUGGGAUACACACAGGUAAUUGAAUUUUGUAUUUUACUGCCUUCCAUCCAAGCAUAUUUCAUUGUCCAUCGGUGGAUUUUAUUAUUCUUUAAUGGUCAAAUCUAUCUAAUUGCUCGGGAAAUCAGAUAAUAUAUGUUGCUUGUAACCAAUCUGUGAGGGGCUCCAAAGGCUCUUUUGUUUUUCGACCAGUCAGACAACAGUCCAGAUUCUCGACCACAGGCAGAUGACGCGUAAGGUAAAUGUAUCAGGUGCCCUUUUCCCUCACCUCCAAAACAAAAAGGGAAGAAGGACAGGCUGAUCACAGUUUGUAUUAACCCUUUAGACCCUAAGAUCAACAUUUGAAUUCUCUUUUGUUGCCCCUCUUCAUUUCCUACAGAAGUAGUGGGGAGAAGUUGAUAAAAUAUCAAGCAAAUUCAUCUUGUGUGAUCAUGUCCGUACUUCUCAUGACCACUCUGUUUGACAAAUCAUUGAUAUUACAAGGAGAAAUUUGAUGCUGAUCACUCUUAGGGCUUAAAGGGUUAAAAGCAGGAGUGUUGUUUUAUUAUGUUUGAAGGAUAAAAUAUUUAUUGACCUGUAGUUUUUUUUUUUGUAGACAUUUUUGAUGCACCAAAACUUUCUCAACUUUGUGCAUCAUGAAGAUGUCAGAGGAUUUGAAAGGUGUCUUCACCGAGCUUCAAAAGCAGUAAGUCACUGAAUGUCUGUCAAAACUGUUGCAUCUGACACUGACUUUGUGUUAUAUUUAACUCAAGCCUUACAUGAUUAUGUUGGUUUCAAAUUUUACAAUUUAUUUGCCUAUGUUAUGUGAACAUGUGAACUGAAAAAAAUUAAUAGUAAGAGAGUAAGUCUCAAGAAGAUAACUCGACUGAUUUUUACUUGAAAAAUAAGUGAAAUCUUCCUUACCCGCUUUUUUUAGAGGAUUGUAGAGUUGGAAGGUGGCUAUGGUUUGGACUGUGAACAAUUUGAAGGUAACUGCUGUUUUCAGUAUUAAUUAUUCACUGAUAUCAAUACUGUUGUUUUUAUUAAAUAAUUCCUUCUUUUAAUAAGCAUCUUUUGCUUUAAUGUACUACAGUUCUGAGGAAUAGAAAUAUCACAAAUGAAAUCAGUAUUUGUAUGGACCCAUAUUCAUCAUGGAUGCUUUGCUCACCAGGGAGAAUUUCUCACAGAUGAAAAUUCUGAAAAGUUUGCAUGAUUGCCAAGACCAUUUAUAUCAGCUUGUGUUGUUGUGUUGAGUGGCUGAAAAUAUUUCUUUGGAACCUUGUGUGGGCAUAAAUUUAUGAUAUCAUUGUUGGUAGUCAAGGUUCUCUUUUUAAAAGCCGGCAACCUGCUAAAAAACCAGCUACUUUGGGGUCUGAGACGUCGACUUUUUAGGGAAAAUGGGUAUAAAGUGAGUGAGUGAAAGCUUAUUGCCUUCAACACGCGAUUGCCAAGCCGCCUACUUUUACAUCCUACCUGUCUACUUUAAAACGUAAUGAAAACCCUGGGAAGUGCGUAUUUACCACGUAGCAUGUAUGAUAGUGCUCCCCCAGGCAAGACAGAGACUCCUUCCACGAUCGUUUCAGGAGUCUAAUCAUUAAGUUUCCUUAAUAUAGCAAUAGAGUACUGACUUUAUUCUUUGUUAUGCAGAUCGACCAAUUCCCCAGGUUUGCUUUGCCAGUAUCAGGUGCCAUGCUGGAAGACAGUCCAGUCAUGUCAGUCCCUUCUACUACAGGGUAGGUUUUGUUACUUUAAUUAUUUCAGUAUCCAUUCAAGUUGGCUUAGGUUGUCUGGCGUGCAUAAGUAUCCACCUCUCAGAUUGUUUCAGUGGAAAGCUAGCUAGCUGUCAGUGGUCUACAAGCAGCAAUUAAGGCAUUUGUGUGUCUGUGAGUUGAAGAAGAGAGGAAAUACUCGCAGUUGUUUCUUUGAAAAAUUAUUCGAACCAGUUGAAUUGGAUUACUGAAAGGGUUUUUCUUUUGCUCUGGCCAAGACAUAUAAGAAACAACAAAUUCCAAACUCAGAGCAAAAGAGUUGAAAUAACAAUUCGGAUAAAAUAUGAGUUGAAUUAGAUUUACGCAGGCGAUUGCAGUUUUUCAGAAAAUUACUCAUUUCCCCUAGUUUACUUCUCGUGCUUUUUCCUUACUUCCCUUCUCUGCUUUGUUUUUUUUUUUUAUUCAUCACUCACAUGUAUGUAUGUUUGUAUUGGUGACUGGUAUCUACACCCCUGGCCUCAGUUGUUUAAAAGGUGAAUAACACGCUGCACCAGUUAAAUCCUUAUUCAGUGGAUGGGGCAAUUGGUUUUCCUAAUACUUAUCUGCUAAAAAGUGACGUAUGCAGCAGAUUGUUCUAUCCAUGGUUUGAACAACCAGGGCCUAGUAAUGUGUCUAUGAUGAUGAUGCUGACUGUGUCACUCAAUUUUAUUUUUGCUUUGCAGUCAUUUAAAUUUGCUGGAAAGCUCAAACCGUUGUUAAGUGGCAAAAUGAAACAGUAUGGUUUCUUUGCACUCUGCACUGCUGUCAACCCCGCCAAUCCAUUUACCAGCACUCCUAAGGAACUAUUACAGGUGUACAGCUGCAAGCUUGGUAUGGACCUGAGACUCAAAAAGCUAGACAACAGGUAACCACCAGCCACUAACUCUCUAAGCCUCUAAUAGCACGUGAAAGGAAAGUUAAGGAAAUCUCCCCUGCAAUGAAGGGUUCCUGCAGAGGUUAAAUGCUUACUUUCGAACGCCUGAAACUCUAGUGCUUUUGAAGUGUUUUAAACUACUUACAAAACAAUUUGUGAGUAACAAGUUUAUAUAUAUAUAUGUAAAUAUACUUUUUUCAAUACAAACAUUCAUGAAUUGCAUUUGCCUAUACUGAUGACAUACUUAGUAUUCGUGAAUAGUUAGGGCUAGGAGACAAAGGAAAUUGAGGAUCAACCUAGGUCAAAAAAAUUUACCUUGAAUUUAAUUUUGACUUGUAACAAAUAUAUGAAUUUCAUAUAUCAGAAUUGCAGAAUGAAGAAAUAAAUGCAAAGAAGAUCAUUGCAGUUAAACGCACAACUUAUGCAGAUGCAAAACGAAAGCCUGUAAAAAUCCAAGCUUGUCGAGAUUCGAAACCCAGACUUCUGUGAUACCGCAGGUCAUGCACAUUUGUUACGGAAAUAUAAUGUACUAGUUCUCACCAAUCAAGGCACAGACAUUUCUUUGAGCCUUUUCUAAAUGUUGUUUACUCCUUUGUGUUACCAGAGGGCAGAAGUGUUUGCACAUGAAUGAGAAGGACAACUUGAGUCGCACAGGCUAUUUUUUCGUGCAUCCUGAUGAUGUGCAAUGUAUGAUGCUUGGGCAUCAACGAGGUAAAUACUCUACUUGGUGACUGGUCACCUCACCACCAGUCAAAGUUGACUCGUUACCAACCAAAUCGCCACCAACAAAACAACUCUGAAAUAACUUACUAAUGUAAAGCUGAUAAAAAGUAAAUCGAGUUGACUUCUUGGUGGUGAAGUGACAGUAAAUCCUGGCACUCUUUUUUUUAAAAUUUUUUAUUAGAAUUUGUCUUGUAAGACUAUUGAGGCAGAAAUUUGCAUGUUUUCAAGAAUGUUUUGAGAACACCCCGUUAGACGUGUGUGCUAAGAUGUAAAUGUCAUACACUUUAUCUGAGACCAUUGACGAGAAUAUUUUCAAAAAAAAAUCGGAAGCCUGGGCUGGAAAACUAAUAAAUUUGUUAUAAAUUUGUUUUAGCCGCUUUUUCAUGGCACAUUUCCAACAUGCCUUAUCUUGAGUAAUCUGCCCUUUCACUAUAAUUUCUUGUAAACACUUAGCCUAGGGAAGAUCAUCUACAACAGUUUAGUAUGGUCUCUGAUUUUGUAGCACUAACCUCCUAGUACGCAUGGCUGGUACUCUUUAACAUUUCUGAAUCCCAUUGCUCAGACUGAUUACCGUCACUUUCGCAAUUUGGCCGAGGGAGGUUGUCUCUUGUUGCAAUUUCAUUUUACGCGCUGUCGCUACUUUUUGGGCCAUGUUGCUUGUCGGAAUUUACCCUGGCAGGGCCUCUAUUAUGGACAGUUUGCUUUGUCCCUGGGAAAAGAAAGCUCUCUCUCACAUUUUCUCUAAAUUCAACCCGUUUAAUACGGACACUUUCUGUGGCCCUCUAGGUGUUCAUAUUAAUGGGGUUUGACUGUAUUUUAGUUUUUUUCAAAGUUUUUAGUCAAGUGUGCUAGGUAGAUUUUUAUACUUAUAUUAGAAUGUAACUGUACCUAAAGGAAUUACUGCAUUUAAAUAAAGUUACCUUAUCUUACUUUGCAGUUUGCCAUUAUUCUAUGAAACUUUAAUCGGUCAUAUUUUACCUUCUUUGUGCCUUUUUUUUCUUCUAACCAGUUACUGCUGAGGGGCAUUGUGACACAGUAUUUCGACUCAUGAAUGGCCGUGGUGCUUGGCAGUGGGUCAGAGGAAAGGCUAGAAUCGUGUAUGACAAAAACGACAAGCCUGAAUUCCUUGCUACUGAUAAUGUCCUGUUAAAGUAAGUUGAGUUUGUUUACUUGGAGGUGCUACUUUUCCUGCCAGCUAUAUCGGUGUUGUCAUUGUUAAUUCAACUUUUGCCCAUGAUAUUUGAUAAUCCCUUGUUGAGUUCCUCCACCCUGACUCACUAAUCAGUGACAGUGGUUUGCCAAUCAUCGAAACAAAAUUGUGUUGUCUUUUCAGUGGUCUCAUAAUUAACAAAGAAAGAGAAUUUGAAAGCACAGAAAAAAUUCUGAACUCAGUGGUCCACAGUCAAAAAACUUCAAAACUUUGUAUUACAUGCACUGUGACUUGCACAAAGAUGAAUAAAAAUGAAUUCUUAUAAAGAGAUUUUUCCAUUAUAAUCAUAACUAUAACAAAAUUCUCACAUCUGAUUGACUGUCAACUGUCCUGAUUUCAGCACUAAUAGGACAGUGUAAUAGGGCAGUACGCAUCAUGCCUAAGUAAUAUACACCAGCACACAUGCACCUGAAUGGGUUCUUCUUUUUUCACUGCUAGCAAAAACUCUUGGGAUAUUUUUUUUGUUUUCAUUUUUAAUUAGCUUAAUUCAUGACAAAUUUUGUUAUAGUUAUGACUAAUUGGUAAAAGAACUUCGUGUCAUCUACUUUGGUCUUUAACCAUCCUCGUGAUUAAACAAAUCAGACUCCAGCUACAGGUCAUCCGAUUUUGUUAAUCAUAAGUAUUAUUGCACCGAGUUGGACUCCACUCAGUCCUGUUACCAUUAUUAAUCGAUUAUGGAUUGGAUGGGUCCAUCCUAUUAUUUCCGAUGAUCGAUUAUGAAAUCUCAGCUGUUUCCCAACCCUCGUGACAACAAUGAUCAUCACAAAGCAAGUCGACCAAUCACUACCAAUCUUUAGUGGAGGGGAGGGAGCGGGGGGCGGGGGGGGGAGACUCUCGUGUUUGUGCUGCUGUAAAGGGCGUUGUUUUCUAAGCUGUAUAGUCUUGGAUAGGGUAUGGAAAUCAAAGGUGACUGGUCUAGGUCCCUUGUCGAGGUUGCAAAGAAAGUCAGUUCUACAGCCUGCCAUUCGGGCAAGCUUUAGCUAGCAUGUACUAGCCCACAAGUCAUUUCAACUAACCCCAAAACCUUUUUUGAUUAGCAGGAUUGAUUACAAUCCUUCUGUAAUUUGAAUUUCCCCAAAGAACAGCACUUGCCCGUCGGGCAAGUGAAGAACAAAAAUCACUAGCCCGAUAGCAAAAUCCACUAACCCCGGGCUAUCAGACACGACUUUCUUUGUACGCUCCUCACCUAUCUCUCUGACUGUUACUUUUCAACAACAGCCACUCACUACUCUUGCUUCAAAAAUGGCCGAUUUGGAAAGGCUGGGCUGUACAGUAGUUAAUUGUAUUCAAUGCAAUGGAAUUUUUAAAUGCACUGACAGACCAUUCAUUUUUUUUAUUUAUUUUUCAGUGAUGAGCAAGGCCCCUUCUUUCAAUCAGUUGUACUUGAAAUCUUGCGUGAAUGGCAAUCUAAUCAAAAGGGCUUACCAUCACCAAAGAGCGAUGAGGAGAAAUCCAGCCAGACUAGCAGUCCAGAUUCUGCACUUCCGCCGUUAUUAGCCACAAAUGAUGGCACCAGUAUCACUACCCAAGGUUUGUUGCCUAAGAAAAGGAUUGACUCUCUGGGGUGGGGUACUCCCCCAAUGGACUAUAAAGGCAAUAGAAAUCGUUUUCCGUGUUUGCAUAGCCUGAUAUAAACACGUCUCGGGUUUGUAUAACUGUCGAGAAUUCUCCCAACCCGUCUAGUGUUUUUAUUAGGUUAUGCAAAUACAGGGAAGAUGUUUUCUAUUGCUUUUGUAAAUUAACUUUCCCAAGAAAAAACGCAAAACUCUUUGUCAUGGCACUGAUUAAAAGAGAAAUUCUUACCAGUCGCGAAGUCUUGUACACAAAGUCUUGCUCGCGUAAUCAGUUCUUGUUUUGCAAAAAAGAUGCUUUCCAAAAUACGGAUUUUUCUUUGGAUCUGACUCGAUGAUUUCCGUAGAGGUUACCGAAGCGUGAGCCAAUGUCCACAACAGUCCAACCAAAGCCAAACAGUACACUCAGCCAGAACGAUUUAAAUAAAAAAAAUAAUAAAGUGUCUUUAUUGUUCAAGAGAUAAAAUUACAUAUCUUAUGUUACAUUUAAAUAUAACAAUGUUAAUGGGCUAAAGUAUGUCUCUAAAUAAGAUUGGUAUAUACAUAGAAAGAAAUACAAAAAUCGAAUACAGAAAGUACACUAUUUACAAAGCUACAUUAUACUUGAAGACAAUUCUAUUAAAGAAUGUAUUCUUAAAGCGGUCCGUGUGAAUGGCGGGCAUUGCGGGAGAUUUAUUCCUUAAGUUGUAUCUUGUAAUAAUAGUCUCAGGGAAGUUAGCUUAAGAGGGUGGUUCGGGAUACUAGAAACCUUCGUACAAAUUCUAUGAUCUAGCAUGCCAGUAAGCUGUCGGGGACAGCGGUGGGGAACAAAACGAACCCCGGUUCCCUUCAGCCGACAGCUUGUUCGCGCGCUAGGACGAUCAUAUUUCACCUUCUUAUAGGAUUUUUUUUCUUUCUUUCCAAUCAUUUUUGAGUGAAGGGGUCGGCUUUACACAGGCUUCACCUGGGUUCAAACCAUUUGUAAUGUUUCAUCUAAACUGUCACAAAAUGUUUCUGCAGGCUUUGCUGGCUCUUCUGAGGAUGUGGCGUUGCGAGAGUCGAAAGACAUCGAGAUUAUUGAAUACAGCAGUCCACCCGUGUCCACAGCAGAGAAGAAAGAACUCUUGUCGCCGUCACUUGUUCACACACCAGGCACAUCAGAGUCGUGUAUGUUUAGCUCAGCGAAUCAGUCCAGAUCACCGGUGGAGGAGAAACCCAACAUUUUAUCCCGUGAAGGAAUGGUGUUCAACUCAAAACCAGAGCGCAGGAAUGGGAGUACACCUCAUGUCCACCCAAAAUCAAAGCACAGUGCACACGAUCAAAUCAAUCUUAUCAAACAAUUCUUAAUGGGCGUGAAUAGUCAGCCUCCUGCAAGGGCUUGUCACUUGGAAACCAUUACUCGGGUAGACGGUGGUGUGAUUCCAGAUAGCCCGCCCCCGCCCGCAUGGAGUGAUUAUCCUGGAGACCCCUCAUCGGUCCUUCCUGAGUUAAACUUCCAACAAAAUGAUGGUUUGUCGGCUCCAUACCCGCCCUUUCCACCGCAGAACGGAGUAAAUUCGUCUCUUUUCACCAGUGGAUAUGAUCACACACCCGGGAGGUUACCAGUCCAGCCAAAUGGCUCUUCGUGCGGCGGCGGCACUCAGCACAUGGACUCAACCAAUCUCAUAUACCCUUCUAUACCGAAUAUCAGAGACCCAACUGUCAACCCGUCCAUGUCAAACCCUUCUGUGAAUGGGGUAGACGAACUAGAUGCUUUUAAUCUUCAUGUAGACGCAGGUAUCGGAGACCUUCAUGAUAUACUACAAGACGGACCUGGCAACCUUUCACACUACUUGCAGCAAGAAGGCACUGUGUUUCAUUCUUUAAAGCAACGACUAAAUCACGGCCAAAACGGGUUACAUCAUCCCCAAAAUGAAGUUCUCUUCCCUCCCGUCAACCAGUCAUUUCCGGCAAGUUACCCUGCCUGUGAUUUUUUGUCCAAUUCGAGUGCCACAAGAACACCAAACCAAGACCCAAAAUUGUGGUUUGGAGCAUCCGGUACUGUUCCCCUAAACCACGGCCCGCCGCAAGUUCCUCAGGUCGUAGAGGCUUUCAAUGUGGAUGAUUUAACUCCAAGCUUGUUUGAGGAUCCCAACAUUCCAUUUGCAAAUCAGGGAAACGUACCUGUGUGUCAACCAUCUGAAUCCAUGUAUUCCUCCGAUGUCAGUCGUACUAACGGCAUGCAUAUGAGUCCCCGUAUGGCGCAAAAAUUCCAAACACCUCAAAACGUGCAACAGAGACAAAGUGAUAGUAGAAAUCAGAGUUUUAAUCCUGGUGGCAACAACAGCAUUCUGAAAAUGAUGUUGACAAUGUGAUUAGUAAGUCUGUGCAAAUAGGUGAGACAAGACAAUGGUUUCUCGAUAGUGUUUGCAUGCCUUGAUUACCAUAAUAGCUUGGAGGAUCCCAUGGUGUGGUGCAACUACACCAGUCCUUUACUUGUCUUAGACUGAGAUGGCUAUAUUGUAGUGGAAGAUGACUGACGGUGUUCGGUGUCAAAUGUUCUGCACUUUUCGUCAGUUGUCAGUACAACAAACGUAGUAAGGCUUGGUCGGAAAGAGUUAACAUCUAGACGUUUUACUUGCCAGUGUUCUGUUGGCGAAUUCAGUGAGCUCGGAGGAGGGAUUGCCAAGCAGUCACUUCAGCUGUCCAUCAGCAUUGAACCCUCAGUAGUCGUGGGUUCACAGCGUCAAGUUCGUCAGAUCCACAUCUCGCCUUGUACGAGGUGCUGGAAUGGAAGCGGAGUUUCCUGAGAUGAUGUCUCUUGCAAGGUUAAAUGGUUAAAAAACUUAGUUUGAAGUACAGUGUUGUCUCAAGCCUCAUUCACAACAAAACAAAACAUUCUAAUUAAACCAGGAUCCACGUAAGCGUUGACUUGUGCUUUCAUUAGUAAUAGUGCUUAAGCUUUGGUGAGAAUAAGGCAUAAAUAUUAUAAAAAAUAGUGUAUACAGAUAAGACAGAUGUGAAAAUAUGGACAGAGUUUUUUAGUGGACAACAUAUAAUUAUAACGUGCUUAAGUCAUGCUUCACUGUUUGUAAAGGUUAGUUAGCUUGGAGAAACUUUAGCGAUAUAGGUGGGGAAUUCUUCAACCUGUUCCCAGGGUCUUCUCUUCCUCACUCGAGGAAGGAAGAAAGAGGGCCCUGGGAACAAAGUCAUGAUGUUUGAAACCGAAACAAGCAACGGUACCUCGUUUUUAUUUUCUUGGUCGUCCGUAAUCCUUUUCUCCUCAAAGGUGCCACCCAUCUUAAAUCAAGGAAAAGUCUAAAUUUCACUUCAUAAAAUUGCACCAUUCAAAUUACACCACGUGAAAGUGUGCUGAGGAGGGAUUCAUGUGAGUAGUCAUACCAUAGAGUUUUGUCUUCAUCCGUGAAGGUUUCAUCCAUGUUGUUUGUCUCCGUAAUCUGAUGACUUUGGUGUAGAAAGGGUUAUGGCAGUUUUUGUCGUCUGCAUUAUUAAUGUUUCUGAAAACUAAAUCAAAGUAUCUUUCUGCAUACGUGUCUUUUAGAGAAGAAUAUCUAUUGGAUUCUCGUGAAGGGAGAAGGAAAUAUUAUCUGCGUGAUGCGAAUUUCUCAAGACGCUAGAAAAAGACGUUUUAAGUUUAGUUGUAGCUGAAAUGGUGCUGAUCGUGUCUCAAAUGUAAUCUAUCGUGUUCUUGACUAGAUCUUGAUUAUAAAUGCUUAUUGUAACUAAUAUAUCCCAUAUUAUAAUAAUUAUGUACAUAAAGUGGCUAAUAAAUUUUACAAGCAUCA